Molecule: messenger RNA, 1374 nt
Organism: Hypanus sabinus (Atlantic stingray)
Lineage: Eukaryota; Metazoa; Chordata; Chondrichthyes; Myliobatiformes; Dasyatidae
Product: zona pellucida sperm-binding protein 3-like
Exons: 9
Coding region: 1-1374 (457 amino acids)
Biological process (GO): binding of sperm to zona pellucida; positive regulation of acrosome reaction; egg coat formation
Cellular component (GO): extracellular matrix
Molecular function (GO): acrosin binding
Source: RefSeq, a predicted model, not a curated record
AUGCUGUUUUUGGUUUUGCUGCUGUUUGCAGCAGGGGCAGUUUUCACGGACCACCAGGAGUACUCCGGGCCCCCGCAGACACUGCUGAGUAGAUUUAGAGCUGUCUGUGUCCCUGCCCGGAUUGCAGGGGGCUGGGCUCCUGAAUCUCCCCUGUCGAUGACCUCCCCCUCCCCCUCGCAGCUUAUCACCGCCUGGUGUGGGGAACAGACGCUGCUGGUGAUGGUGAUGCUCGGGACAGAGAGCCUUGUUCAGGCCGUGGAGCUGAGGCUGGGGGCAACAGGUUGUUCUUCUGUGUGGGCAGACCCCCAAACGGACACGGUGCUCUUUUACACCAACCUCUCUGAAUGUGGUAUUCUGAGAAAGGUCUCUGAGCAUCAGCUAGUCUAUUCCACCCACCUGUACUACAGGCCGAGGGCAGCUGCAUCUGCUGCUGUGAGAUCGAGUCUGGCUAUAGCUGGCAUUGAGUGCUAUUACCCCAGGAAGGUGAUUGGUGACAAGCAAACAGGCCUUAGCUGGACACCAUUGAGCUCUCCACGGUCUAAAUGGGCAUCGCCACGGUACUCUUUGCAUCUCAUGAGUGACAACUGGCGUGAGGAGCGUUCCUCCAGCAGAUACCAGCUGGGUGACCUCAUCCAUAUUGAAGCUUCCGUGAGUGCCAAAUGCCUCCCUGUGAGGUUGUACAUCGACAGCUGUGUGGCGACACCAACUCCGGAUCAGGACUCUACUCUCAGGCGCCGCCUCCUGGGCUUCAACGGUUGCCUGCUGGAUAGCAGAUCUGCCGGCUCCUUGUCCAUUUUCGUGUCGCCGAGAGCACAUCCCAACAAGCUCCAGAUGAGGCUCGAUACGUUUCGGCUCCUUGAAGCUGGUAGCUCUAUUUUCAUCACCUGCCGCCUGAAAGUGUCUGCAAUAGAUGCACGAGCUGACUCUGCCAACAAGGCCUGCACCUUCCAGAAGGCAGCCAAUCGGUGGUUUCCGGUGGAAGGCCCUGCUGGCAUCUGUGCGUGCUGUGACUGGGGAAACUGCGGGGAAGGCAGGAGGAGGUGGAGUACUGGCUCGGGAUGGAACACACUAGCCUCUCAGUUUGAGGAUGAGCAAUUGCAGAUGGAAGGAGAGGUUCAGAUCGGACCGCUGGAAAUCUUGUCUGCCAGUCUCCAAGACCCUGUUCCCAGGGUGUGGCUGGGGAGCCAGAACAUGUCCCAUAUGGAAGAGGCUCCUUGGCAUGGUGAAGUGGCCACCAAGACGCUGCUGAUUUCAGUGGUACUGGUGGCGGUUAUAGCUCUCCUGUUGUCUGUGCUGCUAGUUGGAGGAAUUGUCAUCUGUGGGGCUCUAACCUUCCUCAAUCUAAAUCACAAACUGACCAGAUUCUCUGUUUAG